CAAUACUCGACAUAAUACAAUUCAUUUAAUAUUAAAUCUUAAAAAAAACUUCUUAAUUAUUAAAUACAAAACGGUCUGAUUGCAAGAAGACAAAAAGCAUUUGAUUCAUGUUCCAAUAGUUUGCAAUAACAAUUGCUGUUAUUUGUCCUGGUCAACUCAAGUUUUUAUUGAAUGUUGCCUUUUUUGUUAGUAAACAUAAAACAGUAGAAAAUGCAAUUAUUGUAUUGAAUUUACAAAGGAGAAAUGCAGUGCUUAUUUAUAAAGAAAUGCCACAAACUGGUAGCACUAAUUGAAACUCUUUCAUAGUUUUGCGAAGCAGACAGUUUUAAUAUUGUUUCCAAAUAUACUUUUGUUAUAAUUUCAAAAAUAGAGAACAUGGCAACAAAAUUAAAAACUACUAUUCUCUGGAAAAUCUCAAAUAGUAAAAAUUGUACUGCAUUGCUGAGGAAUAUUUCGAAAGGAGUCAAUACUAACAGAAAAAUGAGUGGAACUGGACAAACAGUAGUUGAUUCAAAACUGCUCCAUUCAAACGUUUGGGAAACUGAUCCAGAAUUGUUUAACCUGAUGAAAAAAGAAAAACAACGUCAGAAACACGGUAUUGAAUUAAUUGCUUCUGAAAAUUUUACUUCCCUCUCAGUUUUACAAUGCCUCAGUUCUUGUUUACAUAACAAGUAUUCAGAGGGCUUACCGGGAAACAGGUAUUAUGGGGGUAAUGAAUAUAUUGACGAAAUAGAAAUGCUUUGCCAAAGAAGAGCCUUACAAGCUUAUAAUUUAAGCUCUCAAAAAUGGGGUGUGAAUGUACAGCCUUACUCAGGAUCUCCAGCAAAUUUUGCAGCAUAUACAGGGGUUGUGGGAGCUCAUGGACGUAUUAUGGGCCUUGACCUACCUGACGGUGGACAUUUGACCCAUGGCUUUUUCACACCUACCAAAAAAAUUUCAGCAACUUCGAUAUUUUUCGAGUCAAUGCCUUAUAAGGUGGAUCCCAGGACUGGUUUAAUCGACUAUAACUUGUUGCAAAAUACUGCCCAACUCUUCAAGCCCCAACUGAUCAUUGCUGGAGUUAGCUGUUAUUCAAGAGCAUUAGAUUAUAAAAAAUUCAGAGAGAUUGCCGAUAAUGUAGGAGCCUAUUUAAUGGCUGAUAUGGCCCAUAUUUCUGGACUGGUAGCAGCAGGUGUUACCCCUUCACCUUUUGAAUACUGUGAUAUUGUUACGACAACGACUCAUAAAAGUUUAAGAGGCCCCCGAGCAGGCGUUAUUUUCUUUAGAAAAGGAAAGAGGGAAGUGGGUGGUAAAAUUAUCGAAUAUGAUCUAGAGUCAAAAAUAAAUCAAGCAGUAUUUCCAGCAUUACAAGGUGGGCCCCAUAACAAUGCCAUAGCCGCGAUGGCAACAGCAUUUAAGCAAACUCUAUCUCAAGAAUUCAAAGAUUAUCAACACCAAAUUGUAAAAAAUGCCAGAAGACUAGCCGCAGGGUUAAUGGAAAAGGGAUAUAAAAUUUUAACUGAUGGUACUGAUGUUCAUAUGUUACUAGUAAAUGUUAAGGAUGCGGGAUUGAGUGGGGCAAAAGCGGAAACCAUUUUGGAAUCAGUUCAUAUUGCAUGUAACAAAAAUACUGUUCCAGGAGAUAAAAGUGCUUUAAAUCCUUCUGGUAUUAGAUUAGGCACACCAGCAAUAACAACUCGAGGUUUUACUGAGAAGGAUGUGGAUAAUGUGGCUGAUUUUAUAGACAGGGGCUUAAAACUAGCUAAAGAAAUCGAAAAACUGUCAGGCCCCAAAAUAACAGACUUCAAAAGGGUGUUGUUCGAAGAUGACGACAUUCAAGUUAAGGUAAAGGCCUUGCAGAAUGAGGUAACUCAAUUUAGUUCUAAAUUCCCUCUGCCAGGUUACGAGGAAUACUAAUUAUUUAAUAUUAGAUCACCGAAAUCUUUUUUUUUAUAAUUUUAUAAUUAUUAACUAUUUGUUAAGCACCAGAACAUACCUUCAAAUAGCUAUACUAAAAAUUUUUUUCCUAUGCUAAAUUAAAAAAGAAAAAGGAAAGGCAAAUUGGAAACAAAUUCAAUUUAUUAAA
Messenger RNA from Agrilus planipennis (emerald ash borer), 2065 nucleotides. RefSeq names its product serine hydroxymethyltransferase, cytosolic (gene Shmt). Gene Ontology annotation, biological process: protein homotetramerization; L-serine catabolic process; folic acid metabolic process. Lineage: Eukaryota; Metazoa; Arthropoda; Insecta; Coleoptera; Buprestidae. The transcript has 9 exons. The record is from RefSeq and is a predicted model, not a curated record. The coding region runs from base 376 to 1896 and encodes 506 amino acids. Gene Ontology annotation, molecular function: zinc ion binding; mRNA regulatory element binding translation repressor activity; cobalt ion binding. Gene Ontology annotation, cellular component: cytosol; nucleus; cytoplasm.